ACCCCGCCCCCAGCCAGCUGCCAGCAUGCUGCUCUAGAUCUUGGGCAGGUUUAGAAACCUGCAAACAGGUCCCUUUCAAAACGUGUGUGUGUGUGUGUGCGCGCCUUUAAAAUUGAGCAGGAAGUACUUCAUCGGAAAAGUCAGCAACACAGUCCCUCCCUUUGUUUUGCUUUUGUUUCAGAGCAACUAAGUGGGUCUGUGAGAGACAGAGAGAGGGAGGAAGCAGUGUGGCCCCUCUACUUUUCAGACUUUUGUGGAGGAACCAGACCAAGUAGUUUCAGAAUGAAACCUACGACUCAGUGCUGCUUGAUAUUUUGGUGCUUUUGCUUUGGUAUUUGUAACGGGUCUGCUCCGAGUCAGUUCGUUCAUAGUAGUCCUCAUUUCCCUGACUGGAAGAAAUUGUACUUUGUUUAUCACUGGCCAGUGACUGUGUGUAAGAUGAGUGAGAAUGAUUGCAACAAUCCGCCCAUGUAUUGGACCAUCCAUGGCCUCUGGACUGAUAAAGCAGAAGAUUGUAAUAAAACCUGGCACUUCAAUGUAACAGAAAUUAAGGAUCUCUUGGUAGACAUGAGACAAUACUGGCCAGAUGUGCUUCAUGAAAAUAGAACAAAGUUCUGGAAGCAUGAAUGGGACAAACAUGGGACUUGUGCAGCCACACUGGAAUCUCUGAAUUCCCAGAAAAAAUACUUUAGUAAAGCACUGGAACUUUAUGAAAAACUUGACCUCAACAGUUAUCUCUUGAAACUGGGAAUAAAGCCAGGCAGUACCUACUACCAGCUGGAAGCUAUCAAAGAAGCUCUUACAAGCGCAUAUAACGUAACACCAAAGAUCCAGUGCCUUCCUCCAGAACAGGGUGAAGAAGUGCAAACAAUUGGCCAGAUCAAAUUCUGUUUCACUAAGGAGUUUUUCCUGAGAAACUGUACUGAGUCAAAGGUUGAUUCCUAUUCUGCACGUGGAAAUGCGUUCUUUGGAACUGAAGAGCUCUCUCUCUGCAACGACACAUUGACCAAUUACCCUUCGCAUGUGCAGCUUUACAAGUGAAGCAGCGAGAAAUUUGGGUCGUUUUGCCAAAUAUUGUUGAUUUUUUAAAAAAAAUAAUAGUGCAUCUGGAUUAAUCUACAAGGGCAUUAUUGGUCUAAAAUUUGUAAGUUAAUUGAUUUGGGUGGACGUGCGUAAAUUACGAUGUUCAUGCUGCAGAUAAUAGAGAGGAUUGACUGCUAUGAUGUGUGACUACGUUUUGGACUGCUGGAGUGCCAUUCUAUAUUUACUUUGAACGGAAACUUUGAAGCUUCUUUUUUCAAUUAAAGUCAUUCCAAAAACC
This is a messenger RNA of Heteronotia binoei (common prickly gecko), 1321 nucleotides long. RefSeq names its product ribonuclease T2-like. Bases 283 to 1041 code for a protein of 252 amino acids. The transcript has 10 exons. Gene Ontology annotation, cellular component: extracellular region. Gene Ontology annotation, biological process: RNA catabolic process. The record is from RefSeq and is a predicted model, not a curated record. Lineage: Eukaryota; Metazoa; Chordata; Lepidosauria; Squamata; Gekkonidae. Gene Ontology annotation, molecular function: RNA binding; ribonuclease T2 activity.